GUCGAUGUAAAUGUCGCUCGAAGCAGCUGUCAGACUUACAAUGUAAGAGCAGGUAUAUUCUUCACUCUGAUUGGUUGAGAUCGGGAGCGGGGGCUUCUAUUUUGAUUCCUAGUGAAUUUCUCGCGAACUGAUUUGAAUUUCUCGCUGAAGGAGGUGAUCUUUAAUAUUCUGAACUUAUGUGACACAAAAAACAAUCCGUUCUGGUCAACGGUUCCGUACGAUUAUAUAUUAUCUGGUCUGUGAUGUCUCGAUGGAGGAUUUUUUCAAUUGCGAGCGACAUUUAAGGCGUAAAAAUUGACAAAGCAUUUCUGAGGAGCCAUGCCUAGGUCUUACAACAAGAUGGACGACACCGACCCUCUAGCCGCGAAUGAGUCUCUGGUAUUUACAUUUUUUUGUUUUAUGUGUAAACCUUGUAGCUUAAAUUUAAGGUUAAUUUUUAUUUGGUUUUUCCAAAAAAUCCGCUUUGCUCUUUAAUGUGCCUCUGCAUCUCGAAUCCUUACUCAAGCAACCAGUCCCCCGAAUUGACAUCCAUCGCAUCCAUAUUGUAUCAUGCGAGAAAAUUUGUCAGAAAUGCGGUCGCAAUUUUUUCAUCGAAUCAUCCAAGCUAAAAUCAAAUAACAACGUCAUCAGAAGGUACGGAGAAGGUAAAGAAAAUUAAUCGUGAAUUAUAACCUUUUCAGUUAAGACAGGUUGUGUGAUUGAAAACUUGCUGCUUUCAAAAUAUACGAUUAUAAACUUCAAUUUCGGCUGGUGUUUCGAUUCUCUCCUUCCGUCUUCUGAAGUAAGAUAAAAUUAACGCAGAAAUCUUCUCAAAGUUGCCCACGAAAAGUCGUUUUCUUUCUUCAAAUGCGGUGAUUUCGAUUCGAUCAAAGAUCGACCCAGCGAAAAGUGAAAGUUAUUAAAAAUGAAUGAAAGCGGGCGUCAUGGCCGAUUUAUCAUGAGGAUAUUUUAAAUUUCGGUGAUAUUUUUUUGGCUCUUCUUUCAUUGACUUCAUCAUGUUCGACCGUCGACUUUCUGUUCUUUGGCAUAAUAUUUAUUUUUUUCAACACAAUCGACAAAUUUCUGCUAAGCAGCUUCAAGGAACUAGCUAGAAAACAUGUUUAUGCAAAGUAUAAUUACAAUGCGGAAAAAAAGGACGGAGUAACGUUAAGGACGGGGAAUUCAAACGAAGGAAAAAAACUCGAAAAUAAUUUGCAAAAGGUACCGUUUACGCAUAGGUACUAACUGAAUAAUGGCUAGCAGCAAGUUACUUGGAAUUUAAACUGGAGAUGCGCAUUCGCAACAAUUGAAUCACCGUUUUGUUUUGAAAUGAAAUUCAGUGAUUUUUUUUUUCCCGCGUGUUUUCGUGCUUCGAAAAUUUCACCUACAAUCCCCGAGGGCUACUUAAUUACAAAUGAAAGCAUCGUCAGGUCGACCUCGCUAAAAUCUUAAACCUUUUUACAUGUGGCUGUUUGCUUCUCUAUGGAAACAAAAGCCACUUCAAAGGCACGAGCCCAACCAGCACGCAGUAUUGCGAAGAUUAAUUAUACCCAACAUGGAGCCAGUGCAUACUGCUACCAGGCCAUGAAAAAGAAAACGGGAAAACGAAUUUAAAUGCCACUUCAGCUUUUUUCUACGCCUCGAUGCUACAAUUGUUUGUUCAGUUCUCUAAAGAAAGCGUAGCAAUUUGCAUAUGUAGGGUGCUUUCCGUGGUACAUGUUUGUAUAGAUUUAAACAGCGCUGAGGUUUUGUUUAUUUUGCUAUUAUUUUCUGACAACAAGGAUACUCGGACGUGUGUUAUAGCGAACAUUAAAGACACUCGCACGGAUUUUAAACGAAAGUCAUAUUUCGCUGACGAUGAAAUUUUGCCACCUAUACGUUUUUUUCCCUUUUAUUCUUAAUCCCUGUCACAAAAAUUCUAAUUAUGAUUGAGAAUUAAGGCGGUGGUUUUCAAUCGUCCCAGUUAGAGUAAGCAACGUGAAAAGGAUUGCAAUUACUAACACGGCAUGCAGUGUAUAAAAACAAUUAGCACUAAUUUUUGAGCACCAAAUUUCCAACUGAAUAUACUUCAGUUUAAAAGAGAAAUUAAAACAGAAAAAAGUUCCUCGGUAAUUUUUUUUCCUUUUUCGUAACAAAAAUAAAUAUUUUAAUAAGUGAGCCGUUUCAUAGGCGACAGAGGUAUUCAAAAACGCAUACCUUAAUCUGUCAUUCUUUGUGUAUUUAAAGCUUUAUAUGUACUUACGAAUAACACAACCCUAACUUCUAAUCAGACUAAUUUCCAAGAACUUCAAAGAACCUUCUAGUAUAAAUGAAACAAGUCACCCAAGUGUUAUUCUACCAAAAGAUUUACAUAAUCGUAAGUUUUUGACAUCUCAAGCAGGGACCAUGCAGGUUUUAAUAAUAAUAAUAGUACGACUGCACAGGAGUUGGGUCACAUAACCGAAUUAAUGAUAUGGUUGAUGACCAUGAUUGUGUGGGAUGUAGAUCAUUAUUGGAUAAGAGCAAAUAUUCCAAGAGAGUGGAUACCUCCGAUCAUUACUACAAAAAUAUAUAUUUAUCAGAAAUAAGCAUGUAACACAACAAACAGAAAAGAUGCCGUGGCUGGAUUCCUCCUUUGGAGAAGUAUUUUUUAAAAGAGUCUUUGGAUUUACAACAACUUUGUGACGAGAAGCAACAAUUAAAUUAAAGGAGACAAACUAAAAUGAUAAUUCCUGUUUUUCUUUUACCUAUAUUUUUUGUUCAACAAUAAAAGUAGGAUUCACAAAACCUUGUUCAAGUUCAACUCUACAAUCAGCCUGCAAUCAAACAAGCCAACAAAAUUCUAAAAAAACUAAAUGAUAUUUCAAAUUAACUGUGAUGAACUUGGGACCCAAAAGGGCUUUUAAGAUACCAUGAAUAAUUUAUCACAGUCAUCAUGUGCAUGUGCAGAAAGGAUGGCAAAAUAAUGUUAAGGGUUUGAAUUUACUCAAAAGCAAUUCAUUAAAAAGGUAUUCUGGUUGUACUUAUUGUCCUAAACCUCGAAAUAGCUUGAAUGAUAGAGAAAAGCCUGUCAGCAAACCUGUCUUAAGGAAAAACUGGUAUAACAAAAAAUGAAUAACUCCUAUGUCAAAACACAUCAACAAAAGUGCUACUACAGAUUUUAGGAUAACCUACUGUUAUUAGCAGUGCUUAUACAGUUUCCAUGGAGUUUUUUUAAAACACAUAAAUUUUGGAAAUGAAACAUGCAUAACACAAGUCAAAAGCUAGAGGCUGUGUUCCAACACCUCUUAUUCACACUUUGCAUGUAAUUCAAUUAAAAUCACAGAAUGAAAACUACUCAGUAGAAACAUUUGUGACAAAUAAACCAUACUGAACAUGUUUUACUUCACCCACUAAUUACUUUAGGAAUCAAAAUAAUUCAAAUGACUAUAUUUUUUUCUGGUUAACACCAGGUGUUAAUGUUAGCACAUCACACUGUACUAAACUUGACAAAUGUUUUAUUUACUCAUUCUCCUUCAUAAGCCCAAAAGAAUUGUGGAUUUCUUUAAAGAAAACUCUGGAAUGAUGACAAAUGAACCUAACCAAUACUUAAAAUACAAAAUACAACGGGGAGCCGGUUUUUUCAAAUCUAGGUUAAGAUAAUCUUGGAUUAGUGUGAAAUCUGAUUUCAGAUCUGGAAGCCUUGGAAGAAAAUUCAGUAUCACUCUUAUUGUCUUUAAUUUGAUUACUGGAUGCUCUACAGGGAACAGAGAAAUUGUCCCCAUGAACAAAGGAAUAAAAGAAUCUGGAUUAUAAUUUGACUUUAGGUUUAUAGCACUAAUCAGCCUUCAAUAAACUCGGCCCUGAUCUGGAACACCACUACUUCACACCAUGGAAAAUAACAACAAAAGUUUUGUAUCUUUGAGGAAAGUUUGACAAGUACAAAACACAAAUCACUUUCAAAUCCCUGCUAGCAAACAUUUAUACUUGUGAAAUAAACAAGAAUAUCAACUUAUCUAUAUUGUUAGGCAAAUCAUGUAGGUAGUUCUUCCAUUGCUUUAUUAAACAUCCAUGCAAUCUUGUUUCACUAAAACAGUAUUGAAACUCACCAUAAGGGACUCAAUAAUUUAUGUUAACUCAGAUUUCUUGUUACAAUCAUUAUGAAAAAUCAGAAGGCCAGGUUCAACCUUACUGCAGUUGUUUGUAUAGAGUGGAGCAAAUCAUUUUGCCAAAAGUACAAUUUAUGCCCAACACCAACCUUAAAGAAGUCAAAUCUGAUGAUUGAUGAUACUUCAAACUGUAGAUCUCAGCAUAAUGAUUGAUGGUUUGUUUGUUAAAGUACUAAAAAAACCACAAAAGGUACUACCACACCCCUUAUAAGCAAACUGUUAAACAAUUCACAAAUCUUAAGUUAUCCAUUUCCAACCACUCAAACAUACCUCAUAAAUUAGAUGGUAAAAAUUCUUAACAAUUGACUUUACCAAAAUAUACUACUGCAGAUAUUUAUGAUCAUUGAACAAUAAAAAUAAUUAUUUUCUCUUCUUUUAUUUAAAUAAACUUAAAAUUCCAAAACUAAGGAUACAUUUUAGUUUUACUUGCAUUAAAAAAUGAAAGAAAAUCGUGUUUACAAAUACCUGUAUUUUGAGAGAAAAAUGCAUAAAUUUGGUCUUUGUUCAAUUAAAAAAACAGCUAUGAAUUUUUAGAAUAGUAAACUAAAUUACAAAAGUCAAGGUCAUUUGCUAUUUUGUUUACAGAUUAAGUCACAAUAAAGGAACAACAAUGUUAUAAUCUCUGCUUGAAUCAUUUCAAAGCAAAAGAAAAGCAUGCAAUUGAAACUCACCUAGUUAGAAGAAAUGUCUACAAAAGUUUAGACUUCAAGGAAAAAAUCAAAAGUAAACAAAAUUCAAAAUAAACAUUUGUGUUAAGACCUGUGUUAGGAUUGUUAUGCCAUGAUUUCAAUGAAGCCUUAGACUUUUGACUUUUACCAAUUACUAACUAAAGGUAGCAGGUACCACCUGUUAUUGAGAUGACAACAAAUUGCUAUGCUUGAAUUUUGACAUGUACUCUUAGUUUGCUUUACAGUUUGAAUAAAGAGCACAUUACAGCAAUUCCCUUUCAACUGGUACAAAAUAUAUUCUGAAAUUUUUUUGGAUGUGACACAUUUUCUCCAACACAUAAAAUUCAGUUAGCUGAGAUUGUAAUAAGAGGUAAUUUCAUCAAAAUAAAAUUCACCAAACUUGUUCAAAUACUAUUUUGAUGUUAGAAUGUCAAACAAACACUGAUUUGUCACAAACUUAACACUGAUUUGUCAAUAAGGCACAAAACAGUGGAUCCUACUGAGAGAAAGUCAGCUUCAAGUGAUUUUGUCUGAGAUAGAACAAUAUCCUAGAGCCUUUGGAGAGAAAAACAAAAACAAAAACAGCAAAGUUAUAGUGCAAUCAACUUAGAAACAAAAAUGGAAACUGAGGAUCAGAAUGAGAAAAACAAGGAAGACAAUAAGGCAGAUCAACAGGUAUUUUUAACUGUUAAUGACAGAAUGAAGACAGGUUUUAUUCAUCGCAAAUCCCCCGAUCAUAAAAUCAAAAGUUCCAUCGUUCAGAAUUUCCAGUGUGACAGAUUUAUGAGCCUUCUUAUACUAUAGCAUUAGCACAAUAACUGAUUAAAAAAGAUUAAAACUGAAGAGGAAACAUUCUAAGUGAACAAUAUUUAUCUUAAAAAAACACCAGUGACAAAAAUUUUAUCACCACCACUGUAUAACAAACUCGUGUUUAGGACCUUUGUUUCACUGACAACAGGUUUUAGCAGCAGUUCAAACUAAUCUACACAAGAGUAAUAACACACCUUAAAACUACUUCAAAUAUUCAUAUGAUUAUCAUUAAAUAUAGUACAAGAGCAUAAAGGGGGUAAGUUUCUGAAGAAACUGUGUUGCAGCUUCAGUGGGGGGUAUUACAACUGAGUUGAUAAUGAAAAUUUGCUACCACAGAGAUUUUCUAAAGCUGAAAUUUCAAGCAUUUGCCCUUGUCAGAGCUUUGAAAAAACAUCAGCUUUUGAAACUCUCUACCAUGGCCAAUUUACACUAUCAACUCAGUUGAUAAAAUCAAAUUACCUCAUGAUAAAGCAUUUGUGUAUAUAGACUAAUAUUGUAAUGAUAGAUUACCAUCACCAGAGUGGCACUGAAAUUGGAAACCACCUCUUUAUAGUAAGAAGCAGACAUAUGUCACACAAUCUCUUAAGAUAUCCGAUGCAAUCACACAAUUACUCAUUAAAUACCAACUGAAUUUAAAUGGAAUCAGUAGAUCAUUGAUGAUUCUCUCAGUAAAUAAUAAUUUUUAAUGAAUUUCAACAUUUUUCAUUAUUCCUCAACCUGGAGACCUAUUCAAGUUAUUCAUAACUAUUGACCACAAUUCCCACAAAAAAUUCAACACAGCAGCCUAAGCCAGCUCUCAUUAUGAAAUACCUGAGAUAAUACUAGAGCCCUGAUGAUUCAAAACCUAUCAUAUAUUGCACCAGUAAACCCAUAGUUAUUUUAUAAAAUUAAUAGACCACACUUUCGAUUGAUUUACCAGUGGGAUGACAGGAGAAUAUGGGAAAAUUUUUUAAAUCGCAAACCAGAGACAACUGACUCACAAACCUUUUGGUCUAUUGCUUAAAUAACAUUAUCAUUCGACUAUUAUGUCAUAUUACCAUUUAAGGGAAAUGGAACACACAAAAUAUGCCUAGGUAAUGCACUGUAGAACAGGACAAAAACAUACAGACAAACCUCAAAGCCAACAAUAAUUUUUGCAUCAUGAACAACAAUUAAAUGGUUUCUUUGCAUUGUUUUCUUUCACACACCCCUUGUGUAAUCUGUACAAUACUCACAUAAGACUGUGUGACAUUUCAAAAACUAGAACCCAAAAGACAAGAAAAUGAAAUGGUUAUAGCAGAAUAAUAAAUCCCUUAUUCAAUGGUUUAACAUAUAAUAUGAGUGAACAUUUUGCUCAUUGCUCAUAUUUUUAUUUGCCCGCAUGGGGCUUGGAAAAUACCAAGCAACUCCCAAUACAUCUGUGCAUAUUAGGUAUAAUAUUAAACCAUCAAACAAGGUGUAUUUAUUUUAGCUCAAUUGAAUUAUUCAAACUUUAUUUCCAGUCUAUGACUGAGAAUCACAUCAACUACAGUCAAUCUAACCUUUUCCAAAAUUGGUUAUAAUUACAGCCUAAAAUAGUAUACCAGUCUAAUGUGAAAAUUUGUCGGUAAUUUUUAAGAAUCAGUACCGGACUAUGAUAGUGUAGGUAGUGUAAUUUAGUGUAUGAUGCUGACCACCUUAAGGAACUAACCUACAUUUGAAGCAUUCAUUACAGGAAAAUACUCAUUACAAUAAGACUAAAUUUCAUCAAUUACCAUCUCCAAUUUAGAAAGAUUCCUCAUAAGUAUUGAAUGCAAAUAGAGCAAGUUUCCAUUUCAAAGAAGUACCAUAAUAACAUUUUCAUGUAAGAUAAUUCAAGAAUUCAUUCCUAAAAGUCAAUAAGUAAUCUCUCUUGUUUUAGCAGUUGAAAACUGAUCAAAACACCAUUUAAAACAAAAUUAAUGUGAUCAAAACAUGAUCUGAGAUGGAAUUUACCGUUGCCCUUUGUCACUUAUCCCUCUGCUUCCCAAGGUCAGGGUAACUUUAAUUUGUGGUGGCCUUUUUUAUUUCUCUCUCUCUCUCUCUCUCCCCCCUCUCAUUUAUCUUAUUACUGAAGGCAAAUCAGGCCUUUGAUAUUUAUCUACACAAAUGAAGUACUAUUUGCACAUUUAAAGGCAAACUCUGUCCGUAAACUUGAACAGCUCUUGAAAAAUAAUUAUCGUCAUCACUGAUAAUAAAUCCUCCUUCAAUUAACAAUUAUAAUGGGAUUUUUUGAUUGUCACUUUUCAGUCACAUUCAAUAUCCUAUUUUCCUGGAAUUACUUUUAAUUCACGAUCAACUAUAACUGUUGUAUUCAGAAAUUCUGUGUAGUGCUAAGAUCCUUUGGUAUAAAAAGGCAACAGUUUUAAUUCUCUUCUUUUUCUUCUCAUCUUUCUUUCUAGGAAAUGGCUUCUUAUAAUACUUUUGAUCCAGCUUACAAUGGAAUUUACAAGGUUCUGUUCCCUAGCAACCAUCUAAACACAUUGACUGAGUUAAAUUAACACAGUGUUAAAAAAAAUUCAAGGAUUUCUGUGUAAUUCAAUGCACUGACAAAACUCUAAUAGAUUUACAUGUACCACUAAAUUGAGUAUAAAUUGCUCUGAAAACUGAACUUGAUAAUAUCCUAAGGCACAUGAAUUCGUUAUUACACAAAAAACAAAUUAAUCAAAUAAAUACACUAACCACUAGUAAAAGCUCCUAACCUUUCCCUGAAGAAUGAUAAACCUUUCAAUUUUGAAAAAAUUGACCCUAGAGGUAUUUCUCAAGUUCAUGCAAAAUUUUGUGUUUAUAAUCACUUGACUGUAGAAUGUUCAUUUUUGUUAUACAAAAUUAAAUAUGUCAAAAAAAACAUACAGUAAAAGAUUCACAAAAAUUACUUUUAGGAAACAAAAAGAUUUUUUAGCUAUUGCAGGAUCCAAACAAAAACGUGCAAGAGAUUCACAAAAUUACUUAGGAAAUGAAAAGAUUAUUAAGUUAUUUCAGGAUCAAAACAAAAACAUAUUAUAACAUUUAGUUCUUUUAGCUUUUCAUCAGUCUAAUACCUGCUGUAUACUUCUCACCAUCUGACUUUCAUUGAGUUUUGUUUAUCAUGCCAUUCACCAAACGUUUCUACUAAUCUUUGAAUUACUCAGUUUCUAAAAAACUCCUAGUAACUUGUGGAAAACUCAUCUCCAUUCUCCCUUCACACACAGUAAAUAAACCAUACUUCGUUGAAACAGUUGACAAUUCAAAAAAUUUCCCAUUCAGCAGGACAUUCCAAGAAUCAACCAUAUGCACUGUCAAUUUAGUCACCAUUUUUUAAAACUUUUUCCUAAUUAAUUAAUAUACUAAUUUAGUUAAUUAAUGACUUUACAAAUCAAAUAUAUAAUUCCUCAUUAAAAUAUAACAUAACAGAAUAACAAAAGUUAACUUCAAGUUUAAUCUAGUUAUAAUAAUUAAGUAAUUAAUGGCUGCUUAAUAUUACAAAUUACUGCAUGUAAUGACUUAAAAAAUUACAUAUUACAUGUAUUAGAGUUAAAUAAUAAUUUUUCAUGUAAAGAGGCUCUGAGAGCAAAACUUAUAGCAAUUAGCAGUUUCACUAGCUCCACCAAACCAUAUUUUUCACAGGUUUACUGGUACUCAAAUUCAUGUAGUUGGAGCAAAACAUAUUAGGUGUUGUAAGACCAGAGAACCCCAGAAUCUGAGGAUUUUUUGUGAAUGCUACAAAGUGAUAUUUCAAGGCAAAAAUGUCACUCAGUUUGAGUUGUAAAAACUGCAUAAAUAAGUCAAUGAAUUAUUUUCAAUGCAGAAUUUUGAUAAUGAUGAAGACAUGAGUGGUGAGAGAGGUUGCUACUUCAAAGAUGGCAAAAGAAGGAUUGGUAAGCUGUCUUUUAAUAAAAAACCCCACACUUCACUCUUCAUGAAAAACAUAUGCAACUACUCUUGUGCACUUACAAUGGUUGACUUUGUUUUUCUAACUUUCUGACAAGAGUUUAAAAUAAUAAAAUCCUUCAGCAGUUUCACUCAUGGGCCAGUAGUCAGCCAUUCUCCCCGAGAAGCCAUUUUCCCUGAGAAGUUAUUCUCCCUGAGAAGCUGACCCCCACCUCCCUUUGAAAAAAAACCCCACCCCAGCCCCUCCCAUUAUACAAUCCUUGUUUCGUCUGAUUUUAAGAUGGUUACAAGUUACUGCUUGUUUUACAGACUUUGUGCUUGUCUAUGAAGAAGAAGAGAAGGCGCCUCCACCUAAACAUCUUGAGAAAAGACAAAAGUUUCUGGAAAAUUUAGCCAAGUCUCAGCUAGAAUUUGAAGAGGUACGACUUUGGUUAAAUUCAUUUUUAGUAUAAGCAGUAUGAGCCUUUAAUUGAAGGAUACAAAAUUAAGACAAAGCUUGUAAAUUGGUGUACACAAAUCCUUUACCUGUGUAAUAUUAGCAUUCCGAACGUAGCUAGUCGAGAGUUGUAGAGAGUAGUAAUGGCAGAAUGACGAAAGACUAACGUUCGAAACGUCAGCUUUGAAACUCCUAACCGGGGCCAAUUCAGGAUAUAAACUCAGUUUAUAGUACCAAAUUACCUUUGUAUACCCUCCCACCGACGCAGUACCACAGUUUCUUUCGAAAUUUACCACCUUCAGUUACAGCGUCCUCUGCUUCCAAAAUGUUUACCAAGUUUUCUUGAGACAUAACGAUUGGGCUUACACCACACAUUAUGCCUUUUACAUUGAGCACCAGGUUUCCCCUGCUAUUUUUAUUCAAGAUGGCGGAUGAACAGUGUAAUAGAGUAGGGAAAUAUGUGUUGAAAAAUUCCAUGUUUAACCCAUAGGAGGUGACUCAAGACAAGAAAGUCAAGUUACAUUUUAUCAAGUGUCAUGCCCCAUGGGAAGUGCUAUUGUUCUAUGCGGAGGAGCUAAACUUCAGAGCCCCGCUCGAGGUUAGAAUCCACCCAAUCUUCAUUUCUGUUUGCAUUUCUUUUCAAGUAAGGAUAAAAAGAAUGAGCUUUGGAAAAUUGAAUAGAGAGAGAGAAUGUUUUAAUGGUAAACUGUAUAAUCAGCUAUUUAUUUUUAACAAACUUUAACUUAAAGUGAUUCUAAAUUUGCCCUUUUUAUCAAUAGCUUCGCACAACGAAGAAGGUAAACUGGUCAGAAAGAAUCUUAGAAAAGUUUCGCAUACCAAACAUCUUCAAGGAUGAUGUACCAGGCACACCCAAUGAUUACUUCACUUGCACAUUCCAAGCGAACAAGCUCAACAAGUAAGUUGGUCACCAAGCUGGACCAUUACAAUUUACCACGUUACAGUUUGCAGGAUUUUCUUUUUACGAACAAUCAACUCGUUACACGCUAACAACAGUAUGCAUAUUCUCCACACUUUCCUCCACUCAUUUCGUAUGGCAUGAACGAGGAGAAUUUUUCAAAUAGUCUAGACCUUCUUUGGUUGGUGAUCAUUUCCUUUAUUCUCAUGACAUUGAUGUUUGAUUCACAGGUGAUACUGUUAGGAGAAAUUAGAUGGCAGUCCCUCUUAGGGGUUAAAGGGUUAACAUACUUUGCAAACUAUGCCAAAUAAAGAAAUGAUCCUCGCAGGUCAGCUGUGAUAUGGGCAAUUGCAGACCUGAAAAACUUAAGGCUUUAGCAGGAUUCAAACCAGUGCCUCCCAGGCACAAAAUUUUGUGUGUUAAAACAAUCCUAGUUAUAUCAUUUUAUUUAUGUAUGCCUAUGUUCCGGGUCAAAUUAGGUUCAUGUUUUAAUAUUUUUUUUCAUAAUUUCUGCCAGGUUUAUUGGCCAUGAAGAUCAAGAUAACUACUUUACAGAAACAGAAAGAACAAGAGUGGUAAGUAGCUGAGACUUUUCAGUUCUCUUCAAAUAACUGCAACAUACACAUACAUGUAUUUUUUUGGCCUCUAUCUCUUUCUCAUACAAAUUGUGGUAUAUAUCAUUUCAGCUAUCCUCUCUUACCAGUCGAGACACAAAAACUUUUUAAUUCCUUACACCCUAACAUCAGUAUGCAUAUUCUCCAUACUGUUCUUUAUAUAUUUCUUAUGGUGCUGAUUAGGAGAAUUUGUUUAACAAUCAAGAGCUUUCAAUUACUGUAGUUGAUGAUCAUUUUCUUUACUCUUGUGACCUUAAAGUCUAAUCCAGGGAUGAUUUUGUAAGAAGAAGUUUGUUACUAGUCACUCUUAGGGGUCAAAGGGUUAAACUGGUGGUUUUGAUUAGAAUUAGUAUUUUAGAGUUAAUAUUGUUAAUGACUAUCAUUGUAAUAAUGAAUUUAUACUUUUUGACUCCAAGUGGUGUAUGGCAAUAAAGGAUAUGGUGAGGAUAGAGUUAAUAUCUCAUAGUAAAAUACUCUGCCUUUCUUUCAAGGUGUAUGAAAUUAUGGAAACAGCUCCAUUUGGCAAGAGGCAAAAAGGAGAAAUUGGUAAGAAUUAAUUCUAGUAGAAUCUUUAUGUGAUCAUAGAAGAUAAGACUGAGCAGGAUCCUACACUUUCUGAUAAGUUAUUGAAUAGUAAUAUUUUUUUUUUAAUAUUAUGCUCAAAAUUUAGGAUAUUAGGGAAGUAAGGAUCAAGUUCAAGAUCGCCUUUCAAAAGAACCAAUCACUGUUCUCAUAAAUAUGUUCUAAAGAAAUGUAGUAUAAUAAGAAAAUGAAUUAUGUUUCUCUACAGGCAUUAAUCGUCUUGUUGAAGAAGAAGUUUUCAAGGCUGGGUAUCCUCUUCAUGUGGUAAGGUUAUGUGAUGUUUUUUGCCACCAUUUUAGAUAUUUAUUCAUCUUUUUAAAUUGAACACAUGAAAUUUUGCUCAUUGCCAACAGUAAGGUGAAAUAUAUUUUUGUCCAGAGAACUAAAGGUUGACAGUGCUAAUGGUAUAUAGAGCUGUCUUGUAGAAGUAUCUGGGGAUUUAAUUGGCAAUAGGUAAUUUUCAGUUGUUUAAUCAACCCUUUAACUCUCAAGAUAUUCUAGUAAAUUCUCCCCUCCAGUUGUCACACAUUUCCUUGUAAAUCACUUACAAUAAUUUGGUUUUAGAUCAAGAUAGUAACUUCUAUUUGAAGAGUUCUAGUAGUCUCACUUCUGGGACUUAAGGGGUUAACUAAGUUGCUAUAUCAGUUAAAUUAAAAAAUCCUAUAAAGGACAAUUGCUGACUCACACAAUUUUAGUACCAUUCAGCUGCAUAGUAAGUAAUAAAUACACAUUUACACAUUUUUUCACACCAGGGACCUGCAGAGCUGCCAAAGGAAUGGAAAGAAGGACCUGAUGGACCUGAGGAAAUCAAACUUAACAAAAGGCAGAUCCUGAAAGAAUACUGGGCACGGUGGGGAAAGUGGUUGAAGUAUCAGCCUCUUGAUCAUAUCAGGUUUGUAAUACUACAAUUAAAUUGUAUUUUGUUUAAUUUGUAUUUUUGGGGAGGGGGUACUCAAGAGAAUUUUGUAUCAGAUGUUCUGCUUUGAGGUUUAAAAUCUUAAAUGUGUGUAUACAAAAGAGUUUUCAUCAUACCAAGAAGCGAAUAUAACCCUUGCUACUUAAGCAUCAUUAACACAAGUCAAAUAGAGUUGUUCUUCAGAAGGAGCUAAAUUAAGGAGUUAGUAAAUAGAAAUUGGAGAGAUGGUAAGUUUUGAGUUCAGUAAAGAAAUAAAGAAAGAUGUUUUUGUCUUGUCACGAGCGUGGGACAAAGAAAAAAUUCUGAGUCCCUGUGAGGAAUGGAACCUCAGACCUUUGGAUUCCACACUCCGAUGCUCUAUCACUGAGCCAUAGAGACUCAAAAGUGAGCAAGGUCUAUUAUGGAGCGUGAAAUUCAAAGGUCUGAGGUUCAAUUCCUCAUGGGGACUCAGAAUUUUUUCUUUGUCCCACGCUCUGACUAGAUGAAAAACAUCUUUCUUUAAUUAAGGAGUUGUUUGACCAAUGUGCAGCUGCCAAUACACCCAGCCCAUUUGUUAUGAGAUGUGAUAAGUUUUUUUACUAUGCUGUCAAGUACACUAGUCUUAUAUAUCAAUUUGUUAUUUAUAUUUCAGGGAAUACUUUGGAGAGAAGAUUGGUAUUUAUUUUGCAUGGCUAGGUAGGACUGUUUCCAAUUUUAUCAAAUCUCCAACACAAAUCUGAAGUCUCAGAGCUUCCAAAAAUGUUUAAAAUUACAAUUCAAAUUAAUUCAAGAUUUUCGAUUCUUGACCAAUGGUGAUGUUUAGGUCAGUACACAGCAUGGCUUCUCAUGCCAUCAUUUGUUGGACUGCUGGUGUUUCUGUAUGGUGUCAUAACCAUGAAUGGACCUGACAACAAACCUGCGUGAGUAUCAUUCAACCAUUAACCUUUUCACUGCCAAGAUCUCUUAAGCCUUUAACUCCCAGAAGUGAUUAACAUAAAACUUCUCCCUACAAUAUCCAUACAUUCUUCAACAAACAGGUAAUGAGAAUACUCAAACUAUCAGGUAGAAGCUGCUAUCUUGAUCUAGCACCAAGUUCUCAUAACUAAUUUACAAGGAAACGUGUGGCAGCUACAUAGGAUAAUUAACAAUCAGAUCUUGGGAGUUAAAUAGUUAAUAAGUAAUUCUCUUUGCUCUCUGCUAUACAUUUCUAAUGACAUUAUUUUGGAGAAUUUGGUGUUGGAUCAACUGAUAAGUAAGUUUUUGUUUUCAGCCUUGAUGUGUGUAACAGUCCUCCAGGAACCUACAUGAUGUGUCCAUUGUGUGAUGAGUCCCUUGGGUGUCAUCCAGUUGAUCUUCACACAAGUUGUAUGCUGGGCAAGGUGUGUGACCUCUCUGUUCAUCAGAACUUGAACUUCCCUUUGACUUUUGUGAAUGAGGGAGUUCUGCCUAGUCAUCUAUAAAUGUUAGCCAACUCAAUACAUCAAAAGAUCCUCUCCCCUUGGAGCAUGCUGUCAUUGAUGAAAACAAAAUAAAUAAAUAAAUUCUCUGUCAAGCUACUGAUUAUAUACCACUAUUUUUUUCAUGUUCUGUGACUCAUAUAUGUUAGUGUACGUAAGGUCAAUAAAAUCAAUAUCUAACCAACAUUUUUCUAUUUCCAUCCUAUUCACAGGUUUCGUACUUGUUUGACAAUGCAGCCACAGUUUUCUUUGCUGUCUUUGUCUCCUUUUGGGGUAAUUAUCAUCUAAAAAAGCCUCCCUAGAAGUUACUUUUAUUAAAUAUGCUUGAGACAAAAACGUACACAUAGAAACAUACAUGCCCUCUACAUGUCUCUCAAUGAGCUUUCUUGUCCAUCAAGUUUGGCUCCACCUGUGGUAGUGGUCAGAAUUUUUUUAAAAAAGUAACUUUUGUCAGUGACUUGGGCUUCUAAUCUCAUGGUUGUGGUUAUUUUAUUUUGAAGCGGUGUUUUUCUUGGAGUUUUGGAAGAGAAAAGAAAUAACCCUGGCAUAUCACUGGGAUGUUCUAGAGUAUGAGGAAGAGGAGGUAAUGUAAACAAAUGUUCCUACUGGGGGAAAUAUAAUUGUUGUAGGUAAAAUGUAGCCAAAACUCACUGGUUUAUAAAGGAGGUCACCCUCUACUCUCUUUUAUACUGUAAAUGAAUUAAGGUAAAGUUUCUAAAGAAAAUGUGGUGCUGGGUCGGUGGGGGACAUGAAAAGAUAAAUGGGGUUUAUCAGCUGGGUUGAUUAUGUAAACUGACCACAGUAAAUAGUUUUUAAAGUAGACAUUUGGAGCGAAGGGUUCUACAUCGAGUUUGUUAGAGUCUUCUGAAGACCUUUCCUAGAAUUUAUUCGCCUUGACAUUGGUCUUUCGUUUGUUCAGGAACGCCCACGGCCAACAUUUGCAGCUUUAGCACCAACAGUAGAAAGAAACCCAGUAACAGGAAUACUUGAACCACAUUUCCCUGAUGAGAAGAGACAACCUCGAGUCUUCUCGGGAAUAGCUAUUGUUAUUACUAUGGUAAGAUGUUAGUAAUACUGGUUGAUUAAGUAUUGUCAGUUGAGUUGAUAACGUAAAUUGGCCACCAUAAAGAGUUUUAAAGUUUCGAGCGUUAGCCCUUCGUCAGAGCGAAUGGAGGAAUUGUGGGUUGUGUGUUAGUACUGUGCAAACGACUAACAUAGUUUACCCUUAAUUCGGCAUCGCUCAUUUUCUCGUUUAGACAGGCCUAUUUGUCAAAAUGUGAAGUGAAUAUAACCAUGUUUAACUGGCGGCAGAAUGACAGCACUCAAUCGCAUCUGAUUGGCGGAGAAUACCGCAUCUUAGCUGUUUUUUUUUUGGAGCAUUUAGUAAGCAUUGCCUGAAAGUACAGGCAAUCGCUCCAUUCCCGUACAUGCUCCACCACACCAUCUCUCUUACCGUCUCGGUUAUGUUCGCAUGCCUCUGUUUUUGAUUUGGUUUGGUUUGGUUUGUCUUGUUUUCGCACGCAGUUGUCUGUUUUGUUGUCUGUUUUUUCGCUUAUUCAAAGUACAUGUACUGAUCUGGAGAAGUGGGAGUGCUUAGGUAAUUAUAUUAUGAAUAUUAUGAGACCUAUCUUCAAUAUUAUUAACCAUACUUACCUUUUUUGUUUGUUUGUUUUGUUUUUUGUUUUUUUGUUUUUGUUCUUUUUGAUCAGGUUUCUCUAGUGUUGGUGUUCAUGGUGGGAGUGAUCGUCUAUAAGCUAUUGGUUUACCGACCGCUGGCUUCUAAUCCAUCCACCCGAGCUCGAGCUCAACAAAUCGCUAACAUCACUGGCGCAUUUGUCAACUUGACAAUCAUCAUGAUCCUCAGCAGGGUGGGUACAGUCUAUCACAUACUGCUAGUCACUGUAUUCAUAUCUUUAAAAAGCAUUUCUAACGGCGGGUAGUAUAUCGGUGGAAAAGUCCCAAAGUGGAAAACUGUCCGGGAAAAUUUGACAGCUGUCCGAGGAGCGCAGCGUUACAUUCCAUGGCAUGGCAUCGAAAUUCAAUAGAUAGUCCUAAACAAUCCUUUACGCAAUCUCUUUUGUACCCACAAAGAAAAUAUUGUUGAAGUUGCCUUCCCAUGCAAGGGUAAUUUAGAGUAUCAAGGAAAAAGAAUGAAGUUGUUUCAUAUUAUAGGUAAACUGAAGAAUUCUGCAUUCCUUUGUAGGUUUACGAAAGAGUCGCCUUAGCAUUGACUCAUUGGGGUAAGUUGUCUCAAAUUGAUAGUAGAAGAAAAGGAAAUGAAUCGGUAAACUUAAGCAAAGGGCUCCCCUCUCUGUAGAGGGUACAGUGAUACCCUGCUACUGACAGACCAAACCUUGUCGCGCUGGAAGAAGAACGUGACCACUCCUUGUGGUGAACUGGUCUCAUAAAGUUUGUGUUUCUUUAUGCCCGUAGAAAUGCACAGAACACAGACGGAGUAUGAGGACAGUUUGACUUUCAAGGUCUUCGUGUUCCAGUUUGUGAACUUCUACUCGUCCAUCUUCUAUAUUGCAUUCUUCAAGGGAAAGUAAGAAAGUAGUUUUAGGAGCAUAUUUAAACUAUUAGGGUUAUUUUGCCAUCACAACUCAAUCAGACACACAAAGUGUUAAUAUCAACACUUUGUGUGUCCGGUUGACGACCUCAACUUACAAACUACGAUCCCAUAACGCCCCACUCACUUCGUGCCCGCCUCCAGUCCUCUUAUACGUAGCGGCAAAAUAUUCAUUUAUGCUAGUUACGACAAUCACAAUUGACAUUUUUCGCUUGGUGUUGUUUUCUACAUUCAAGCCCUACAUCGCGUGUGAUCGUCCAGUUGAUCAUGUUUAUAAUGUCGGAGGGAAGUUAUUUUCAGAGGUUUUGGAGGGGUUGGGAAGGGGUUGAUAAGGAGAUUUAACUUCAUAUCAGUGCAGGGUACUCAUGAUUUGUGGAUUGUGCAUUUUGUUUGUAGGCUGGUUGGUUACCCCGGACAUUACCGCAGAUUGUUUGGCCUCAGGCAAGAAGAGGUAAGCUAGAUUGUGAAAGUCAUCAUUAGGUAGAGUAAUGGUGUCACGCUCACAUUUCGAGGUUUUACACAGCCAGUAGGUUUCGUUAUUGUAACUCACACCAACAUAUGAUUUGUUGUUUACUAGUGUGCACCUAGUGGCUGUCUUAUGGAGCUGGCUCAGCAACUUGUGAUCAUCAUGGUUGGUAAACAAACCAUAAACAACGUGCAGGAGAUUGUUAUUCCGUAAGUAUAACGCUGAGUUAGAUUAGUACAUAGCGGUUCUAGGAAAUCCUGGAUUGUUUCGGCUUUAGUGUUGAGCGCUUUUUGAUUGAGUAUCGUAAAAUCAAAACCAAAGUAAUCACACCAGCUUAUCAGAAGAAAGGAAAGGAAUUUUAAGAGCCAGUGAGAACUCAAAGUAAAACCAACCAAAAAGCGCGGGAAGAUGCGGGUGACCAAGUCGUGAUUUGCAUCUGAUUGGUAGAGAAAGUGCUGCGAGUUUUUUUUGGACCAAUCACAGAGUGAAGUAAAUCAAAACCAACGCAAUCCCAGGAAACUUUCGACACUCAAUUGAAUAUUGCUCAAAUAUUAUAUGAUUCAUCAAGCAAUCAGAGGCAAACCUUAAACCAAUCGUUAACCAAACGUUUCUCCGUUCUCAAGCCUGGUUGCGAGUUUUGCCUGUAUUAUGAUAACCUCUUUCAUUCACUUAGGUUUGCUUUUGCAGCUCUCAAUAAAGAGAUCUAUUUUUUCUGCAAAGAAAAAAAAUCAUGGCUUUGUGUAACCAGCAACCUGAAAUUUAUAAGACGAUGGUUCAACAUUUAGGGAAGAAGCUGAGGGUUUUCCAGACGAAAUUGUUGGCUUAUCGAAAUUAAAUACCUCUCAUAAGUGAAGUGCUUGAUGAUUUGUCUGUAGGAUGUUAAAACAAUGGCUCAAGAGAAAGAAGCGUGGUACAUCCAAAGAAGAAAGCAAACCUCGUUGGGAGGCCGACUAUGAACUGGUGGAAAAUGAAGGACUCUUCCAAGAAUACUUGGAGAUGAGUAGGUGUCCACGGAAAAUAUUGUUUUUGUAGUAAUAGCUAACAAAUAGAUUCCACCGCUGCAUCGGUAUCGCAGAGAUCAUGGGUUCAAAUCCCGUACGGGCGUGAAUUUUUUUUCAGGCUUUAUUUUCACUACUACUCACAAGUAGUGUUCAUAACUGUGAGGAUCGCUUCCAUAUUCGAAAUAGAUUCCAUGUUGCCAUGCGCUUGUUCAGUAAUAGAACACAGAUGACGUCAAAUGUGGUAAGAAAAAAAAGUAGGAUACCAGGCGUAGCUUAGUAUGUCACUGCUGUUCUUACCACGUUUUGAUUUCUUCUGUGACUCGUCACUGUACAGACCCCCGACAGUCUAGAAUCGAUUUGUUUUAAAUGAUAAAUAAGCAAAAUGUUGUGGAUGGUGACGUCUUAUAUGCGUCUGCCCUCCAAGUUAUCAUACGUAAUAGCCAAUCAAAAUGCGUGUAGGAUUGAGCUUAUCAUAAUUAUUAUAAUUUGACACAGAUAUGCGUAGACUAAACAAGAAAGAAGAAUAUUUGAUCUAAGACUGUCUCAUUAGGGUAAAACAGUAGAACAGGAAACAUUGAUUCCGUGGAGUUGCUCAUUUUAGUCAGUUAAUUGUUAAUGAGAGUGAGCAACAGUUCUUUCCGUCGCAAUUGCUAAUAGUGAAGUUCAUAUCACAAUUUCUGCCAAGAAGGAAACAUCUGAAAAUAUCCAACUAAAAAUUUAGCUUGGUGAUGUACAAUUUUUCUUACAAACUGUUGUUUUCACCCAAAAAGUUCUCCAGUUCGGUUUCAUUACAAUCUUUGUGGCUGCCUUUCCUCUGGCUCCGUUCUUCGCUCUCGCCAACAACAUCUUUGAGAUUCGCAUUGACUCAGACAAGUUCGUUUGUGAGGUGAGACGACCCAUCGCCGACAGGGCUCAAGAUAUCGGCAUCUGGUUUGACAUUCUGGACAGUGUUGCUAAGAUAGCCGUCAUCAGCAACGUAAGUAGAAAUAUCCAAUCACAAUAACGGAAAUAAAUUAAACAUCAAUCACAAGGUGGCUUGCACAAUAGUCGAUUACUCUCGUGUAAACAACGAACUUAGAACUUGUUUAAGUCUCUGAAUACGUUUUCUACUGCUGGAGAUUUUUCAUGUGAUGCCAAGUCAAUAAGGCAAAAAUGUGCUCUAUAUCUGUGUUUAUAACUUUUUUUCUGCAGGCCUUCCUCAUCGCUUUCACCUCAACCUUCUUGCCAAAGAUCCUGUACCGCUUUGCAAUAUCAGAAGACAAUUCCCUAGAGGGAUAUCUUAACUUCUCCUUGGCUUGGUCUCCCCAUAACACUACGGCUGUACCAUGCAGGUAUGCCUAAGUCUUGUGAGUAAUUUUCUACGUAGAUACACAAGACAUAAUUUAUCUAUCAAGCGAGUUGUUGCAUGUAAGGAAGGCUUUUAUGUUGACCCAAAGUCAAUUUCCGACUUUUGAACCUUGACGGGAUGCCGGUGAUAUCACAAUUAUCUGUUACGGAGGCACUGAAACCCAAAUUUAAUGAGCUCCAUGCUAGGAAUUCGUUAGAUUUCAAUGUAGCCAGUAGAUUGAAUUUUGUCUGUUAUGCUGUACAGCGUUCGAAUUAUGAUUUCGCGAAUCUUCUCAGACUGAUUUAUUCCACUUCUGUUGAACUUUUUCAGAUACGCAGAGUUUAGAGAUCGUGAGGGUCACUUCACUAGUUUUUACUGGCAUCUGUUAGCCCUUCGGCUAGGAUUUGUCAUCAUGUUUGAGGUGAGAUUGUCUCUUUCUAAUCGUGAUGCUUGUAAGUAAUUCAGUCGAUGUAGCUAUCUCAGUUGUUUACUCCAAAGUAAAUCGGAAUAUCCUGUGAGCUCUCGUGGGCUCCCAAAAUAGUAUUGUGUCACGUGAUUCUACCGUCAUAACCUCACGCCCUAUUGCUUAGCAACUUGAUGAGCGAACACCAUAGCCUCACUAAAACGGUUACCAGUCGUUGAGUAACCACGGUCGUUUCGUACCCACGGUCGUUUCGUUCCCUGUCAGUUGAGUCAUUUCGUACCCCUCUCGGUCAUUUCACACCUAAACUAACAAAGUAUGUUUUCCAUGUAUUAAGUGAAGAAAAAAGAUAACAUUUACACGAGCUAUUAUUGUUAAAAAAAAGUCACAAGUAUCAACAAUAGACUUUUCUAUAAAAUAUCACACUCACCGUGAGCUAGGCAAUAAUUAAGUUGCCUUACUCGUUUUACUCAACUUUUUUGUCGUACGCAACGAUUGACAUCUGUUCACGCGCUGGCGCGUGAUGCAUUUUGAUUAAAUGUAUGAAUCGAUGAGCGGGUUGGGUACGAACCGACCUAAACUUAGGUAAGAAUCCAAUGCAUUUGAGCACAAAACGAGUAAAUACGAAACGAGCGGAUACCACUGAAACCUGGACUCUCUUAUACUCUCCUUGUAGCACUUUGUGUUCUUCGUGUCUCGUUUGAUCGACUUACUGGUGCCAGAUGUACCACAAUCGCUUGAGAUAAAGAUCAAGCGCGAAGCGUAUCUUGCUAAGCAGGCGUUGUCUGAUCACCACAAUCUAAUGGGAGGAAAGAGUGAUGGUGAAAGUGCCGACGAUCUGGAGGAAGAUUAUAUACCCUAACUGAUGUUUGCCUUUUUUAGUGUAGAAAGGAAAUUGCAAGUCCUGAAAAUGUGCAUCGCGUGAUCGCGUCACACUAUGCUCAAAUUUGCGUGACUCCAGGCUACGUGAAGGGUCACGUGGUACUGCACAACGCCAGUUUUUUUCUGGGUGUAUUUUUAUGGUCAACUAUAGUUCAAAAUUUCUCCUCUGAAAACUACCGGUCACCUCAUUAUUUUCAGGUCUUGCAAACCGUUUAUGCUUUUGUAGCUGGGUGACAUUGUAGUUGGGAUGCAGAAGCCAUACUAUAUACGCUUCAGCUGUGUGGGUGUAUAAGUAACAAUGGUGACGGUGUACGUGAUUGGUUUAAAGAAUGGCAAAAAUAAUUAUUGAUAUAUUUACAUCCUUAAAAUCAACUGUUGUCGUGCGUAGUUUUAGUCGCUUGAGCUGAUUUCCUCCCAAUUAAUGAAAUAAAAAGUUAUAAGAAAGAUUUUUAGUGCAUGCAGGAGAGAACGGAUGCUGAGAUUUUGAGAGUUUUUAUUUCCUCUCUGAAAAUUACACAACAUUUCCAUGAAUUUCUUAAAGUUUCUUGUUUUUCGCCGUUUUUUUUUUUUUUCUUCGUCUUUUUCACUGUAAAGUUAUUUAUUUCGGUAUGAAGGUUUCUUUGGUCUUCAUUGGUCAGUUUCAAAAGAAUUUUCAAAUGUUGAAAACGCUCAAAGAUCCUUAAUCUUUGAUGUGUCAGACAGUUUAUUCUAUUCAUUAAAAACCCUCACAACUCUCAAGGUCACGAUGAGAUAGCAGAAAAAUAAAUUAUUUAUUACCGUUAAAACUAUGUUAUACGCUGAGGUGGUAGGCUGAUGGCAAUUGCUAUCAAAAUAUAAGUUAUGGGGAACGUCCUUAUGGCGACGGGAUGAUAUCUGAUUUUCAGAUCUUUAGAUAUUAUUUGUUUUUCUUACUGUUAUUGUAUAAUAUUUCCUGGAAGGGGAAUAAUUUCGAUUUCACCAGUAGUGAAAUCAAUAUGACACUUAUUGAUUUAUUGACAUAGAAUGUCAAGAUAUUUUCCGUCAUCUGCCAUUGAAAGGAAACUAGGAAAAUCGGUGGAUAGAGAGAUAGAAUCUUAUUUGGAGGCAACUUCGUUCCCAGAGUCCUCAAUCUUCCUCCCUUGAGGAAGGAAACGAGAGGACCUUGGGAACGAGAUUGAUUUAGAGGAUAAAAGGGGAUAAAUUAUGCCAUUUAAGAGGAUGAAGCGGAACUAAAACUGGUAAUGUUGGUGUUUGAACGACUGAUGAAAACAUACCAAAACCGACCGGUCAAUUGUCACAGGCACAACGGAAUCUUCAAAAUUACGUUUCUUAACCCUUUGAGGCUCUCUUACAAAUACUCAUUUAAUUGAAUGUAAUUUAUUCAGGUGAUAUAUUUUAUUAGAAUAUUAAUUUACGGUUCGUCAGGGCAGAAGAGCUAACAAUUCGCAUGGAAAGUUCGCUUUCCAUUUGUUUUUCAAGAAAAAUUAUAUUUGAAAAUUAUUUAGUAAGUUAUUAAGUUUUAUGGGACAUUUGUCGGGAAGGCAACAUUGUAUAGUUCAGGGAUGGAGAGUGUAAAUUCCCGUUAUUGGGGCUCCGAUUGUUUUCUUUACCUAGUUUGGUGUCUAAGCGACUUAAUCGCUGUGUAUAGUACUUUCUGUCAUAAAUAUUGGUUUAGUUAGUUUCAGCUUGGUCCAAUAUCUUUAUAGUUAUUAGCUUUGAUAAAGUGUACGACGCUGUGAUAUUUUUCUCUCUGCUACAUUAAUUGAUACAAUUAGAAUUACCCUCAAAAAUUAAUACGAUAGUUAAUGAGACUUGCUAUUAAUUACAAAAUCAAAUUUCACUUUCUUUAAUUUUGCUGCACUAACUUACUUCGGGAAUAGUGUCCUUCUGAAACCAAAAUUAGAAUCUCUGUCAUCUAUAUAACGGAUUUGGUUUUAUGGCAGGUUGUGUAGCAGGGAUACCUUGAAUCGUGUAGUGGUGUACCUAGUAACUGGAUAGUAACAGCGUUGAUUCAUGUCGUAUGAUAGUCAGCGGUAUAACACUCAAGGGCGGUACACUACCUGCAGGCGGGUGGCCUGGGACUGUAUUAAAAGACGUGCAAGAGUGGCUGAAAUAAACUGGUUCGUUGGACAAUAUUGAUUGUCUCUUUCAUUUAACUUUUGUGGACAGUCUGUUUCAAUUGUCAUUCCGUCUCCUUUCGCUCGCAC
Messenger RNA from Pocillopora meandrina, 23203 nucleotides. NCBI's taxonomy places the organism in Eukaryota, Metazoa, Cnidaria, Anthozoa, Scleractinia, Pocilloporidae. The record is from the annotation of a GenBank genome assembly.